AUGGAGCGCGUGUGGGACAACGGCGAUAUAUACAAAAGCGUUUACGAGGGGUUGUACUGCACAGGGUGCGAAGAGUACAAGGACGAGAAGGAUCUCUUGGAGGGUCUCGUCUGCCCGUCGCAUCUCAAGCCGUGCUCCGAUAGGAAGGAGGAGAACUACUUUUUCGCACUCUCCAAGUAUCAACAAAAGCUCGAGGCUUUUCUAGAGGAUAACCCCGACUUUGUCCUACCACAAGAGCGAAGAAACGAAGUUCUUGGGUGGGUCAAGAGCGGUCUCCGCGACUUUAGCGUUAGUCGAGCCAACAACCCGUGGGGAAUUCCGGUUCCUCGGGAUGAAUCUCAGACCAUCUAUGUCUGGUUUGAUGCCUUACUUGGAUACGUAAGCGCUUUGCUGGAAGACGCGGAUACACCUGAUUUGGACACGGCACUUGCGAAAGGGUGGCCAGCAGAUGUCCACAUUAUAGGAAAGGACAUACUCCGCUUUCAUGCCGUGUACUGGCCCGCCAUGCUCAUGUCAGCAGGCGUGCCGCUCCCGAAGAGGGUUAUCGGUCACGGUUUUCUUACCAAAGAUGGCAUGAAGAUGGGAAAAAGCCUGGGAAACACACUGGAUCCAGUUGCUUUGGUGAAUACCUACGGUGCCGAUGCGGUGCGGUACUACUUUUUGAAAGCUGUCGAUUUUGGGAGGGAUGGCGACUUUUCCGAGCAGCGUUUCGUCGAAAUUGUGAACGCGGACUUGGCAAACUCCCUCGGAAACCUGUUGAACAGGUCCUUGAAUCUAUUGAAGAAAAAUUGUGGCGGUGUUUUGCCAAUCUCUGCCGCGGACCUAGGACGCGAUGAGGCAUAUGCGGAGGAAAUGCAGCUUCGCCGAGUGUCCGCGAGUGCGACGGAAAACGCGUUUACUUCUUACGCAGACCUCGACUUUAUGUCGGCAUGUAACGAAGUCAUGCGGAUUUCGAAUAUAGCCAACAUGUACAUUGAUCGUGUGGCGCCUUGGAAAAAGUUUAAGUCAGAUGACAUGGUCGAGGUGAGGGAGGCGGAAAGGUGUAUAGUCAGCGUUUUGGAAGGAUCUCGAAUUGUUGCAGCUGGUUUAAGCCCUGUCGUGCCGGAGGUGUCCAUGAAGAUAUAUGAGGCGUUGGGAUUUGCGGCAGACUACGCCUCGGGUCUUGAUUGGGAGAAGGAAAUGAGAUGGGGCAAGCUGCCUGCCGGAAUAGUGUUGGGGAAGCCAAAGCCUGUAUUUCCGAGACUGGAGCUAGCAGUUAGGGAGGCAGUAGCUGUACCAUAGUGCGUGCGUCGAAAAAGGCCCCAAUUCGUAUAUAUCGGCCCUGAUCCUCAACUGCCCACUCUCUAAACGAGAAUCCUGUUCCCAAGUGCACGGAUACUUUUG
Molecule: messenger RNA, 1383 nt
Organism: Chondrus crispus (carragheen)
Lineage: Eukaryota; Rhodophyta; Florideophyceae; Gigartinales; Gigartinaceae
Exons: 2
Coding region: 1-1281 (426 amino acids)
Biological process (GO): methionyl-tRNA aminoacylation
Cellular component (GO): chloroplast stroma; mitochondrion
Molecular function (GO): ATP binding; methionine-tRNA ligase activity
Source: RefSeq, a predicted model, not a curated record